Stereum hirsutum FP-91666 SS1 is the source of this 747-nucleotide messenger RNA. RefSeq lists its product as uncharacterized. The record is from RefSeq and is a predicted model, not a curated record. The annotation marks the transcript as partial. The transcript is spliced from 3 exons. NCBI's taxonomy places the organism in Eukaryota, Fungi, Basidiomycota, Agaricomycetes, Russulales, Stereaceae.
GUGGAUGUGUACCUGCAGCAAUUGGGAGGAAAGCCCGCCAUCUACCUUUUUUCGCCGAUAGAGAUGGAUGCUCUGGUCAACCUCUCACUUGUGCCCUCGUGGAGAUUUUCGACUAUAUAUCCCAUCGUACCAACCAAAUCGACUGCAUUGAGCCAUGAAACACUCACUUGGAACGUACACGUGUAUGGCGACGGUAGUCUGACCGAGAAGACUACCGGGCUUGACGUCGCUUACCUGUAUUGGGAAGCUCAUACCAAUUCAGACGCUCCGCCUUCCCCGCCGCCAUCACCCCUGCCCGGUCAGAACGCUUCAAUCGAACAUUUCUGCCCGAAUUCCAGCGAUCUCGACGACCACAACGCGGUCGUACUACCGGUCGCUAGUCUCACUCCGUACCUGGAUAAAGCGCUCAAGUCUCUCGGUCUGCAUACCGAGGCGCGAACCUCUUUCAUCACUUACUGGCUUCCCUCGUUCCUCAAACACAACCACAUCGCUCUUCGCUUCGUCCCUCAAGCGGCAUACGAACGCGCAGCGCCACUCGAUAUCUCUCCGGCGCCCGCCGUCUCUACCCGAGUAUUCAUGCUCUUCAAAGGUGUCUGUGAAGGGAACUUGGAUCUCUGGCAAGAAGCGCAAGCGCGCGCGGACGACGAUGUGGCGAUGUGGCGCGAUGUUGUUGGUGUCGAUAUUGAGAAAGCGUCGGAUGAGACGCUGUUCAGAGUUUUAGAGUGGGGUGGGAUGGAAGUUUUGCGC